Truncatella angustata is the source of this 1431-nucleotide messenger RNA. RefSeq lists its product as uncharacterized. The transcript has 2 exons. The coding region runs from base 151 to 1053 and encodes 300 amino acids. The record is from RefSeq and is a predicted model, not a curated record. Gene Ontology annotation, cellular component: membrane. NCBI's taxonomy places the organism in Eukaryota, Fungi, Ascomycota, Sordariomycetes, Amphisphaeriales, Sporocadaceae.
ACACCAGGACUCGAUUGAGGUGUUGAAGGGGAUCGUAUUUCGUGUUUGCGACUACUUCGACCCCGUCUCCAGUGACGGCCACCAUUUGGGGUCACACGAUCAGCUGAAAGCAUCGAAGCAGGUUUGGGGGACGGGUUUGGACUACCUACCAUGGUUGCAGAAAAGAUGGUGAAGGCAUUCAAAUUCGGUGAAGAUCUCUGGGAUCCGUCACAUCGGUUCGAGACAUCGUGGUUGUUAUCGCCAUAUGUUUUAUUCGCUUGCAGGGCGUUAUUUGCUGUAUAUGCCCUGACGACUCUGUUCUUUACGAUUGGCUACCAGUGUACGCACCCAGCCGCGGGUUCGGCAUAUGCAUGCCAGGCCUCCGCCGCGAGUUUCUCGUAUUUCACCGUGUUGACAUACUGGGGCAUCGCCUUCUACAUGGUCUUCGCCGCGAUCCACACCUUCACCUACGCGCGCUGGAAUGUCGCGCUCCUCGACAAGUUCCCCCGCCCGCUGCAGGCCCUCCACGCCUUCUAUUAUAGCACCAUCACGACCUACCCUUUCCUCGUGACCAUCGUAUACUGGGGCAUCCUGUACACCUACGGCAGCGCCUGGUUCCCGACCCGGUAUGCCGCCUGGAGCAACCUGUCCGAGCACGGCUUCAACUCCUUCUUCGCCCUCUUCGAGCUCUUCCUGACGCGCACGAACCCGGCGCCCUGGAUCCACAUCCUCUGGCUCAUCGUCGUGCUCGCCCUGUACCUCGCCCUCGCCUACGUCACGCGCGUCACCAAGGGCUUCUACGUCUACAGCUUCCUGGACCCGACGGUGAUGCAGCACGGGCUGGUGGCUGCCUACGUCUUCGGCAUCGCCAUCGCCAUCGUCAUUAUCUUUGCCCUGGUCAAGGGCGCCACCUGGACGAGGAAGUGGCUGACGGAGCAGAAGCUGGGUAUGGAGGGCAAGUACGCGCACGGCGGAAGGAACGCCGGCAGUGAUUCUACAAGCAGCUGGCGCGACGAGCAGGAUGUCGAGCUCGCGUCGAGUCGCGAACUCCACAAAGGAAGCCCGAGGGCAUGAUGAGAUGGAUGGACCAAGGGGGAAAUUGCGUCUCUCCAGAGCAUGAUUUCAGGAGCGCCUAAUAUACUAUUUGGGGGAGGGUGAUGAGUAAUGAGGCAGGUGGACUUUGUCUGUCUGGAUUUUGCGAGGGUUGACCACAAAAUGUCUACUCAUGAUUGAAGUCAAAAAGUCGGUUUAUCGGUUAUUUUGGCAUCUAUAUACCCACUCUAUUACCGCUCGAUCCGGGGCGUACAGUCGGGGGCGGUUCUUCUGUUACUAGACACGGAUACCCCAUUGCAUGAAACAUUGUAUUUGAUAGCAUCAUUAAUUAGAGCCGCGUGGUUGGCUGGGGUCAGAAAUAUAUGUACCACUUCACAAUCGGAAGGCUACGAUGUGAGA